UAAAUUGACAUUUUGCCGUGAUUUUGUCAUACCCUGUAAAAUGUCAAAAUUUAUAAAAUAAUUUUGUAUGUUUGAUAAUGCAAGUGAAUCUAGACUUUAAAGUAUAAGUGAGUUACAAUUUGGAAUUCCGUGUUUUCACCGUCUAAAAACUAUAAUUAAAUUUUCAACGAUUUGUUAUGGUAUUAAAUAUAAUCGGACAGUGUUAAGGUACUUGAAAUGUGCAUAUGGUGGUAAUUAAUAAACAAAGUUGAAUCGCACAACAAAAUGGGGUGUGAUGGUCCUGAUCCACCAGAGAACAAUCCCCACGAGCUAGUCCCGCCUCCGAGGAAUGAAUUGAUAAUGAAUGGGAAUCAAGGAGAUGACAGCGAUGAAGAACAUGAGUACUUUGGCUAUGAACCUUUGGCGCAAGGUCCGGAACAAGCACUUUCAGACCAUGAAAGUGAAGAUGACCUAGAGAAUGCUGAGAGCCCUCCUGGUGAUGUGCCAAGUAUCGAAUCUAUGGAAAAUAUUCUUAGCAGAGAAGUUUGGAGUGCACCGAGACAUACAGAUGCUAUACAAAUGGAUAAUGAGAGAGCGCAACAGGUUAUGAGGGCCAUGGAGAACUUUGCUUUGCCCCAGGCUUCAAUACCAGAGUGGGCCCAGAGUAUCUCUGAAGAACAAUGGAAACAGACUCUAAAUGAACAAAUAGAAAAAUUGAAGAAUAAUCGAUAAAAAAUCAACAAUAGUUUAUUAAGAUAAAAAUGGUAACUAUGCAAUCAUUAUGAUGAUACAUAUGUAUAUGAAUAGCUAUAAAUAAAUGUAUAAUUCAAACACAGCUUAAA
Messenger RNA from Helicoverpa zea (corn earworm), 821 nucleotides. Its product is annotated as male-enhanced antigen 1. Gene Ontology annotation, biological process: spermatogenesis. Bases 265 to 711 code for a protein of 148 amino acids. The record is from RefSeq and is a predicted model, not a curated record. Lineage: Eukaryota; Metazoa; Arthropoda; Insecta; Lepidoptera; Noctuidae. The transcript is spliced from 4 exons.